CCCCACAGGGAGAAGUGGUGACGUUGAGCGGUGAACCAGCAGGAAGCCUGACUGCCUGAUGAACUGUGUUCAGGGUCGCUGGAGUCGGAGAGAGACAUCUACAUGCGCUUCAUGAAGUGUCACAAGUGCUACGACAUCAUCCCCACCAGCUCCAAACUGGUGGUGUUCGACACCACGCUGCAGGUGAAGAAGGCAUUCUUCGCUCUGGUGGCGAACGGCGUGCGAGCGGCUCCUCUGUGGGAGAGCAAGAAGCAGAGCUUUGUGGGAAUGUUGACAAUCACAGACUUCAUCAACAUCCUGACCAGAUACUACAAAUCCCCCAUGGUGCAGAUCUACGAGCUGGAGGAGCACAAGAUCGAGACGUGGAGAGAGCUGUACCUGCAGGAGACCUUCAAGCCGCUGGUCCACAUCUCACCUGAUGCCAGGUAG
Messenger RNA from Stegastes partitus (bicolor damselfish), 429 nucleotides. RefSeq names its product 5'-AMP-activated protein kinase subunit gamma-2-like. The record is from RefSeq and is a predicted model, not a curated record. Gene Ontology annotation, cellular component: nucleus; nucleotide-activated protein kinase complex; cytoplasm. Lineage: Eukaryota; Metazoa; Chordata; Actinopteri; Pomacentridae. Gene Ontology annotation, molecular function: protein kinase regulator activity; protein kinase binding; AMP binding. The transcript has 5 exons. Gene Ontology annotation, biological process: regulation of catalytic activity; protein phosphorylation. The coding region runs from base 103 to 429 and encodes 108 amino acids.